AUGGCUGCGGCCGUCACAAUGGUCGCCGGGGCCGCCUCCAAAGCCAGCAGCGGGAGCCGGACGCUGACGGGCAACCGGACGCUGACGGGCAACCGGACGUUAGAGCUGCCGGCAGGCGUGUACCGAACGCCUUUGUAUGGCGGUAUAAACGACUAUGCGUACUACUUUGUGGACGUGUUGGUUGGGAAUCCGCCCUCCAGACAGUCGGUGAUCCUGGACUCGGGCAGCUCGCUGUUGGGCUUUCCUUGCACGACCUGUGGGCGACGUUGUGGGCGGCAUAUCGACAGUCCUUUCGACUUAGCGGCUUCGAGUAGUUCGCAAACCUACACGUGUCGCGAUCAGCGUUGCGUCUCGACGGAGUCGUGUUCGGAAGCGGGGCAGUGUCGGUACUCCCAGGUGUAUUCGGAGGGCUCUUCGAUCGAGGGUUUCUUCUUCUCCGACGUUCUGUCGCUCGCCGCGAGUGACCCGGGUCGGCCGAACCCGCGUGUGCGCUACGACUACAUUGGCUGCCACAACAAGGAGACGGUGUUAUUUACCAGUCAACAGGCCUCAGGCAUCCUGGGCGUUUCCUUUCCCCGAGGGGGCAAGCAACCGACCGUCAUGGACGGGUUUAUGGGCGCUCCAGGCGCACGUCGGAGACAGUUCGCCAUCUGCGCGGCGGAAGACGGAGGUGUACUCUUAAUAGGCGGCUAUGACGCCUCCCUUAACAAAGCCAGCUUCAGCAAAAACGGCAGCUCCACCUUCACCAGCCGCUGGCUCCGUGGUUGGAACAAACUCCCGGCCACCGUGGACCAAGCGAAUCGCGACAUCGUGUGGGCCAAAAUGGUAAACAACAAUGCCUAUGCUAUUAGCGUCUCUGGCAUCUCUACCCUUACCCCUGCAGCCGAACCCGGCGCAUCCCCGAAGUACAACAAACUCGUCGAAAGAGGCUUCGGUGAAGUACUCGUCGAUAGUGGCACCACCUACACCUACCUACCCAACGAGGUCUACCAGAAGGUUGCUAGGUAUUUAAUUGACGUUUGUAAUAACAAUAAUGUUGCCCGGGAUGACCAACGAGCCGGCCAGUGUAUGAGGUCCAAACAAGACUUGGUCUGCUUCGACUUCUCCGCUACCAGCCUACCCAUCCCCACCCUCCUACAAAGACUGCCCUCGCUCAGCCUAGAGCUCACCGAUGGCGCUGUAAUUGAAUGGAACCCUGAAUCCUACUUAUUCAGGAAAACAGACACGUAA
This is a messenger RNA of Gregarina niphandrodes, 1230 nucleotides long. RefSeq names its product putative aspartyl protease. Lineage: Eukaryota; Apicomplexa; Conoidasida; Eugregarinorida; Gregarinidae. Gene Ontology annotation, molecular function: aspartic-type endopeptidase activity. The coding region runs from base 1 to 1230 and encodes 409 amino acids. The transcript has a single exon. Gene Ontology annotation, biological process: proteolysis. The record is from RefSeq and is a predicted model, not a curated record.